AUGGCUAGAAAUGGCCAAGUUGCUUACACUAUUGUUGAAAAAGUAUACUGUGGGAGUAUUCAAGCUUGUUGUACGAAAACAAUACCGUUUCUGAUCCGGGCAAGCGCAAAGCGCCCAAGGCAGAAUAGCAGACAUGGCAAGUCUUUACGACUCAAUGCUGACGCUGCUUUUAUUCACGAGUCAGAGGCCAUCAGGGUUUCGUUUUUGGUGAAAAUUGGGGUUGGGCUUGUUGCAUGGCUGAGAGCCACUUGGGUUGCAGUGAUUCUGCCUAUUAUCUCAGCUUCAGUACCCAGUUCCAAGCUGAGUUCAUUUCAUGAACUUAUUUUGGGGUUUGCACAAAGAGGGAAGAUCAGGCAACCAUCUUCCUGCAAAUCCAAAAAUGUUCCUCGGAGAUUCUUCUCCCAUUUCUACGUGGUGGCUUCCAUCUGGACGACCCUUUUGCUGCUCACAGCAUGGCUAUAUGCAUACGCAAUGGCUCCAAUGAAUUCUGGCCCAUCUCAUUUUUCACAUCUUGCUAGCCACAGCCACUUAACAGGGGGUUCACAUAUCUUUUCUUUGCAUGAAUCUCAUUCGACACUAGUUGAGCAAUACAGGGUCUGGCGAAUCGUUUUCGUACUUAUGUUAAUGGAAGCUCAAAUCUCAAACCAUUCUUCCAUGUUUAUUUACCGCAUAGCAGCACCACUGUCACUCUGCUGCAAUUGUACGCCGGUGGUGUUUAGAUUUACAAUGACCCUGGUGUCCAAAUUCAUCAUUGAAGCGAAGAAUCAGAUGACAGCCAUUGAAAUAGAUUGGACGGCGACAGUGGAUUGGUGGUGCUCUAUUUCAAUGACUUUGUCAUGCAAUCCUAGGUUCACUGUGGGGCGUGGGCACAUGCUGAACAAGUCGAUGACUGUAAUUCCUACCGCAGAUUGGUUGGAAACUGUUUCAUCUCCACACUAUUUGGCUGAGAUUGUAAGAUCUCUCUUUCUCCAUCUAUCCCGUCUACUUACUGCAGGUGGCAAAUCUGGGAUUUGCAGCAGCUGAAACGCAUGAGUGAUUUCUUCACAACUUUGAAAAUUGGUUAAAUUACCCAAAAAAUCGAUGUGCUAUUAUCCCAUUCAUCUUUUAAGGUUUAGAAGCACUAAUUAUAUAAUGCAUUGUACACUUGACUGUAAUUUCCUUAAGGUGUUUGAGUACCUAAAGUAAUUG
This is a messenger RNA of Theobroma umbraticum, 1188 nucleotides long. The record is from RefSeq and is a predicted model, not a curated record. Lineage: Eukaryota; Viridiplantae; Streptophyta; Magnoliopsida; Malvales; Malvaceae.